CGGGUUAUAGUGGGAACUUGGAAUCAGUAUUCCUAUUGGUUUCCCCAGGAAUCACGCCGAGGACGGAACUUUAUGGUCAACAGACGUCCCCUCGGCUCCAAUAUACCGAAGCGACGCAGCCGACGACCCCACGCGGUCUAUCGUGGGGCUACCCGAUCUCCUAUGUAUAUUAUAGAAGCCAUCAACCUCAUUCGUCUAACUAUGUGUGUAAGAAGAAGAAGAAGAAUUAGACGUUGUUCAAUAAGGAAUAUUACAUAUUGGAAUAUAGAUUGCAAUGUCUUUUCCCAAGGUCCCCCCAAGCGGCGUUUGGGCCCCAGCCGUUAGCUUUUUUAACCCCGAGACUGAUACCCUAGAUACUGAAUCUCAAGCAACCUACUACUCCUACCUCUCCAAGUCUGGCCUUACCGGGCUUGUCAUCUUGGGAACCAAUGCCGAGACGUUUCUUCUGACCCGCGAGGAGCGGAAGACGCUACUUGCAACCGCCCGUAAAGCAGUGGGGCCGGAUUAUCCAAUCAUGGCGGGCACCGGCGGUCAUUCUACUCGUCAGGUCCUGGAGUUCAUCGCCGAUGCUGCCGAGGCCGGCGCCAACUACGUUCUAGUUCUACCCCCAGCCUACUUCGGUAAACUCACUACUCCCGCCGUAAUCGAGAACUUCUACGCGGACGUCGCUACCAAGAGUCCCCUUCCCGUGGUGAUAUACAACUUCCCGGGCGUUUGCAACGGCGUUGAUCUAGACUCUGCAACUAUUUCUAAACUGGCAAAAACGUACAGCAAUAUUGUUGGCGUGAAGCUAACCUGCGGCUCCGUAGCCAAGGUCACACGACUUGCCGCAGAACUCCCGUCGGAGCGUUUCGCAACUUUCGGGGGACAGUCCGACUUCUUGAUUGGCGGUCUCAGCGUGGGCUCUGCAGGAUGUAUUGCCGGCUUUGGCAACGUAUUCCCUAAGACUAUCUCACACGUCUACAAGCUGUACAAAGAAGGGAAAUAUCAAGAGGCUUUAGCGCUGCAACAAAAGACUGCAUUGGCUGAGCAAGCUACUAAGGCCGGCAUUGCUGCAACGAAAUAUGGGGUUGCAAUUCACACAGCAAGAGCGGCGGGCAUUGAGGGUGCAGUUAAGAAGUUAAAGCCGCGGCGACCAUACAUCGAGCCUACCGAUGCAGCCAAGAAGGCUAUUGCGGCUGAGACAGCUGAAUUGGCGAAGAUCGAGAGUAGUCUAUAGUCAGAAAUAAACGUACGAGUCGUCACCUCUUAAUAGGUCUUACAGGCAGUCAGGGACGCAAACCAAGGCCUAAUAUGAUACAAGAUUCAGGACAUUUAGAAAAACAUCAAGCGUAUCUAUUUAAAUGCCAUAAUCAUGAGUCUGGCUACCUAGUUAACUAUAGGCUCUUCUCUGAUAAUCACUUAAUUUCACCACUCCAACUUCUGCAUCCAUCA
This is a messenger RNA of Annulohypoxylon truncatum, 1434 nucleotides long. RefSeq names its product aldolase. Lineage: Eukaryota; Fungi; Ascomycota; Sordariomycetes; Xylariales; Hypoxylaceae. The transcript has a single exon. Gene Ontology annotation, molecular function: 4-hydroxy-tetrahydrodipicolinate synthase activity. Bases 275 to 1219 code for a protein of 314 amino acids. The record is from RefSeq and is a predicted model, not a curated record.